Malassezia japonica is the source of this 765-nucleotide messenger RNA. It is a transcript of the gene HCR1, whose product is annotated as Translation initiation factor 3 subunit J component. The transcript is spliced from 4 exons. The coding region runs from base 1 to 765 and encodes 254 amino acids. Gene Ontology annotation, molecular function: translation initiation factor activity. NCBI's taxonomy places the organism in Eukaryota, Fungi, Basidiomycota, Malasseziomycetes, Malasseziales, Malasseziaceae. Gene Ontology annotation, cellular component: eukaryotic translation initiation factor 3 complex; cytoplasm. The record is from RefSeq and is a predicted model, not a curated record.
AUGAGCGACUGGGAAAACGACGAAGAGGUGCAGCCUGUGGCCCGUGCUGUGGGCCGCCGCCGCUUUGAAGACGAGGACAAGGAGGAGGAGCCGGAUGACUGGGAUGCGGAGGAGGAAGAAAAGCCUAAGCCGGCCCCCAAGCCUGCGCCGAAGCCUGUCGUGAAGCCCGGCAAGGCGAAGAAGAACCUCGGCAAGGGCGCCGAGGUCAAUCGCCGUGGUGUCGCUGGCGAGGAGACUGGUCUCGAGGACUGGGACGGACCCGUGGACGAGGCCGAGCGCCGCCGUCGCGAGCGCGAGGCCGAGAUGAAGUCGGACCUUGAUAAUGCCGCCGCGCUCCUCGGCGACGCGAGCCUUUCGGAGCCGAAGGAUGAUGCGAAGCCCUCGGUGCCCGUGCCGUCGAGCGGCCUCGCCGGCGCGCAGCCCUCGACCAAGGCCGAAUGGGAAAAAUACGCCGACGAGGUGUACGAGAGCUUUAUCAAGCCCAAGGCCGGCCGUGCGGGCUUUGACAAAAACUUCUUCCCUCACUUCCUUGCGCUGCUCACCACGAACGGUCUGCGUGAUGUGGACAUGCGCAAGGGCUCGACCAAGCUGCGCGAGCUCGCCGAAAACAAGGUCAAGGCCGACCAGGAGCUGAAGCGCACCGGCGGCAACGCCAAGCGUCCGGUCACGAACAAGCCCAAGCAGGUGGGCACGUCGAGUGCCAAGAACACGGUCGACUUGGAGGCGUACGGCGGCGAAGCGCUCGACGACGACGACUUUAUGUAG